AUGCCACCAAAAGGCAAGCGAGGAGCGAAUUUGCACCAAGGCAAAUCGGGAGAGGAAGAGCGCGAAGAGCCCUUCCAGGCCGUCGUCUUUGCGGAUUCUUUCGAGCUACGAUUCAACCCCUUCUCGCUGGAACAGCCACGAUGUCUCCUCCCCUUGGCCAACACGCCCCUGAUAGAGUACACGCUCGAAUUCCUGGCGAGUUCCGGUGUCGAUGAGGUCUUCCUCUGCUGCGGCAACCACACCGACGCGGUGGAGGAGUAUCUCUCCAAAUCGAAAUGGAUGAGUACCACGGCUCCCUUUAGCCUGGAAAUCGUGCGAUCGGAUGCCAACAGUGUAGGCGAUUGCAUGCGACACUUACACACGAAAGAUAUCAUUGCGGGAGAUUUCCUGUGUGUGUACGGGGAUGUCGUGGCGAAUAUCUCGCUGGAAGCGGCGAUGCGGGGGCAUAAGACCCGCGUUGCGAAGGAUAAGAAGGCUAUCAUGACGAUGGUCCUGCGGGAAGCGGGAGAGAACCACAGGGCGAAAGCGAAGCAUGUCCGGCCGACGUUUGUUCUUGACGAGAGUACCGGACGGUGUGUGCAUUAUGAGCAGCUUCGGCCGGGACAGAAUGCGACGCUGGAUAUUCCAGGCGAGGUACUCCGAGAAGCCGUGGAUUUGGAAGUACGCGAGGAUCUGAUUGACUGCGGCAUCGAUAUCUGUACACCCGAGGUCCUCGCACAGUAUACCGACAAUUUCGACUGGCAGCUCCCGAGGAGUGGGUUUGUGAAGGGCGUGCUGAAGGAUUUUGAGACUUUUCAACUUACGAUCCACUCGCAUGUUGUGUCGGAGGGAUAUGCGGCCCGCGUCAAGGAUUUGCAGACUUACGACGCGAUUUCGAAGGAUGUCGUUUCCCGGUGGACGUAUCCGCUUACCCCUGACACGAAUCUGGUACAAGGACAGAACUUCCAGCUACACAAGGGAAAUGUGUAUCGGGAAAGUGGAGUUGUCCUGGCGAGAUCGAGCGUGGUGAGCAGGAACGUCAUUCUGGGCAAGGCUACUUCGGUGGGUGAGCAUUCGACGAUCAGGAAUGCGGUGAUUGGAAGGAGAUGUGUGAUCGGGACCGGGGUGAAGAUCGAUGGUGCGCAUAUCUGGGAUGACGCGUACAUUGGAGACGACACUGUGCUGGAGAAGUGCAUUAUCGGCAAUCGAGCGUCAAUUGGCAAGCACUGCAAGGUCGAGGAGGGCGCUCUCAUCUCGUACGGGGCGAAGAUCUCAGACGGCACGACAGUUCCUGGGAACCAGCGGAUCAGCACACUCAAGCGAAAGCGAGGCUAUGGGAAGGACGAUCUGGUCCAAGCGGCAAGUGAUGCCAAAGUGGUUGGCGAAGGUGGUGUUGGUUAUCACGUGGAGCUGGACGAGGACGAAGAAGAGCUUGCAGAAUCGGUACUGGUUGGAAUACAGAACAUGGACUUGGCAGUGGACGACAUCUCCGAUUUCGACACGGACGACUCCGGCGACUCCGACGAGGAUGGUUCAGAACUACACCACGUGCGCUCAGCCUCAACACGUAGCGAUAGCUUCGCUUCGAUUGAUUCCGAUGAGAGUGGCGAGGGACGGAAAGAAGCCCACGAUUUCCACCGAGAAGCCGUGAAUAGCUUAUUCGACGACAUGCAGAAGAACAAGACACCAGACACGAUGAGACUUGAACUGGGCUCUCUCCGGAUGACCGCCAACGCCGAAGAUCGACAAAUCCGACGAGCUAUUGCGGUAGCUUUCACCAAACGAAUCGCCAACCUCGUUGAGCACGGAAGCAGUCCCAAAGACGCCGUCGGACAGGUCUUCACGGCCUAUAAAUCGCUCCUGGACGGGUAUCUGAAGGAAGAAGAUUGGCAAGCGGAGCUUCUACUCUUCUUGCAGACGGAUCUGGUGCAUCGACCACAGGGCGAGAAGAUCUUGUUGUUCUUGUCGAAUGCGCUCGCUACGAGUGAUAUGGUUGAGGCGGAAGCGUUUGAGGCUUGGUGGAAUGAUGCGAGGAGUUCGGCGAGUGAGCAGUUGGAGGCUGUGAGGAAGGAUACGAAGCAGUUGGUUGAUGUUUUGGUUGGAGAUGAUGAGGAUGAGGAUGAAGAGGAAGAGGAAGAUAGCGAGGAGGAGUCUGAAGAGGAGUGA
This is a messenger RNA of Lecanosticta acicola, 2145 nucleotides long. NCBI's taxonomy places the organism in Eukaryota, Fungi, Ascomycota, Dothideomycetes, Mycosphaerellales, Mycosphaerellaceae. The record is from the annotation of a GenBank genome assembly.